Molecule: messenger RNA, 444 nt
Organism: Rotaria sp. Silwood1
Lineage: Eukaryota; Metazoa; Rotifera; Eurotatoria; Philodinida; Philodinidae
Source: the annotation of a GenBank genome assembly
AUGCAAGGUCGAUGGAAAACUAAGCGGUCAAAUAAUGAAUUCGUUCGGACACUUCAUAGUCUUCCAUGUUUACGAUCUCUCGUCUUAAAUGUCUCAACUGUUGUCUUACUUUUUGAUCAACAUUGGCCACAAAUUAUUGAUCUUAAUAUACGGAAUAAUUGUAUUGUAUCACCGAAAUCUUUAUCAUCAAUCGAAAUCGAUGGACUUUGCCGUUCGUUUACUCAUUUAAAACGAUUAGCAUUUGAUUGUGAAAAUGUACGAAAUUUGUCGAAGUUAUUCAAUAACAUGACAACGACAUUAUCGAAUAUACAGAUUCGUCAUUAUACCAAUCUACGUGAUAAUAAUCUUCGAUUGAUUACACGUCAAUGGCUCGAACAAAAUACAAAAUUGAGCAAUUUUGACUAUUUUAACGAUAAUGAUUGUUGUGUUUAUUUAUGGCUUUAA